AUGUUUUCAGGCAGGGUGCCCAUGGGGGUGAUGCAGCGAGCAAAGCAAAACCCCAGUCUGGACCACGCGGAAAGCGUCAUUGUCUCUCACGUUGCCCUCAUUAAGAUGCUCCGCCACUGCAAGCAGGGGAUUCCCAUUGAGGUGAUGGGUCUUCUUCUGGGCACCUUUGUUGACAAAUACACAGUCUACGUGUCCGACUGCUUUUCCAUGCCUCAGGUGGGCCAGGCAGACUCUGUAGACUCUGUGGAUGAAGUUUUCCAGGCAGAAAUGAUGGAGAUGCUGAAAAAGGUUAAUGUACCGGAGAAUUGCGUGGGCUGGUACCACUCGCAUCCGGGCUACUUUGCGUGGCUUAGCCACAUCGAUCAGAACACACACAAAUCUUUUGAGCGGCUCGACUAUCGCUCCAUUGCCAUCGUUCUGGAUCCGAUGAAUAGUACAUCCGGCAAGCUCGUUAUCGAGGCGUUCAGGCUCAUUCCCGGCGCAAGCAUGGGUCUCUCAUUUGGAAUUUCCUUCGGUAGCAGCACAGAUACACGUGUCAUUACCUCUGACAAAGGAUUUAUGCGCCCUAAGAACCCCACCUCACUUCUUCGGGGGCUAGACAAGCAGUUCUAUGCCAUGCCCCUCACCUUUAGCAUGUUGGGGUACGAACGCGUCAUGCUCAGCAAGCUUGCUAGCACCGACUGGGUCACGAUUCUCUGUGGCACCGGCCACGGGCUCACAAUAGACGAGGAGUCCAAAGCGGAUGACCGGGCCACACAUACCGUAGAGAGGCCCAGCGACUUUGAAAUGUAUGCCGAUCGUACCCCCCUGGAGACGCUGCAACACCUACAGAGCGCUCUCAAGCUCGCUACCACGUCAAACGUGUCUCGUCCUUGUGAGAUACUGGCCGACAAGCUCCGUGGACAGUGCUUUGCGCAAGACUUUUCUCUGACUGUCUUCAGCCAUGUCAUGGGGACCCCAAGUAAAUGA
Molecule: messenger RNA, 969 nt
Organism: Giardia duodenalis
Lineage: Eukaryota; Fornicata; Diplomonadida; Hexamitidae
Product: Non ATPase subunit MPR1 of 26S proteasome
Exons: 1
Coding region: 1-969 (322 amino acids)
Biological process (GO): proteasome-mediated ubiquitin-dependent protein catabolic process; protein deubiquitination
Cellular component (GO): proteasome regulatory particle, lid subcomplex
Molecular function (GO): metallopeptidase activity; protein binding; proteasome binding
Source: RefSeq, a predicted model, not a curated record